AUGACACCUCGGGGAGUUGGAGGGUGGGGGACACAAUGUCCUCUUUCUCUCCCACACCCGGCCCGGGCCCCUCCCGUCCCUCUCCCGCAGGCCCAGCCACAGUCGACCCGCUCGGUCCGCGGGCGUGGUUGGCUCCGGCCCCGGCGGCGGCGGCCGGGCCUCCCCGAGUCCUGGCCCCUCCCGCCGGCCAGGCAGGCCCCCGGGCCGCCGCCCCGGACACCAAGGGAACACGGAGGAGGAAGGGGGAGCCAGGGGACUGACCGGCGAGAGGAGCCGCCUCGGCCCGGACUCGCCCGACCCGCGCCCCUCGCUCCCUCGGGGGCCGGCUCCGGCUCCCCGCCCCUCACUCACCCCCCCGGUCCGGCACCUCCUCCACCUCCUCCUCCUCCUCCUCCCUCCUCUCGGCCGUGGCUCCUGCUCCGGCUCUACGCGGCGACGGUGGCGGUAGCGGCCUCGAGAGCAGCGGCGGCGGAGCCUCCAGAACGCGCACGCACGCAGCACGCAGGCCCCGCCCCCAAGCUCCGCCCCGCCCCUUCGAGUCGGCGUCGGCAAGGUUUCGGCCCCGCCUUCCCCGCGGCUUUCCGGAGUCCGCUUAAAGGGGACGCUCAGGAAGGAGGUGGAAGCGCUAAGAACGCCGCGGGGGAGGAGUGGGGAGCUUCGGCUUUUAGCUUGGGCUGGGUUGGCGGGGGCGGGGAGGGAAGCCGGAAACGAAAUGAGAAACGGUUCGAAGAUUCAGGAGGAGAAGAAUUUUGGAGGGAAUACGACAAGUACUAA
Cervus elaphus (red deer) is the source of this 774-nucleotide messenger RNA. RefSeq names its product basic proline-rich protein-like. Bases 1 to 774 code for a protein of 257 amino acids. Lineage: Eukaryota; Metazoa; Chordata; Mammalia; Artiodactyla; Cervidae. The transcript has a single exon. The record is from RefSeq and is a predicted model, not a curated record.